UGUUAAAAAAAACCAGUAUAUAAAAUCUAGACGGGAAGCUGAAGGAUAUACAUAGAAUGCAGAGCCAUAGGCGACCUCUCUUCCUCUCUUAUUCUUCUCUUUCAUUUUCCUUUCAAUUUUAAUUUCACUUUCUUCUCAAAUCUGCUGCGUCUCCCUGUAAAGGCACUCCCGUACACCUGAAGCAAAAAGAGAUCACCGCCUCUUUUGGUUCUCUCUUCUUUAUUUGCAUUUCUUUUUCGGCUUCAAUGGUGAUGGACGACAACGAGAGCUGCGGGAGUAGAGUGCACGAUACGCCGUCUUCUCUGACGCAAACAAGGCAGCAGAGGCAGAAGCAGGAGGUAUACAAUGAGGUUCUUCGUCGACUCAGAGAAUCGAGAAACGAAGAGGCUAAUCGGCCUGGAUUCAACGAUGAGCUUUGGGCUCACUUCAAUCGACUCCCUACGCGGUAUGCCUUGGAUGUGAAUGUGGAGAGGGCAGAAGAUGUUCUUAUACAUAAGAGAUUGCUUCACCUGGCGCAAGAUCCAGCUACUAGGCCUGCGAUUGAAGUCCGACUUGUACAGGUUCAGCGCAAUGGGAAUCCAGAUGAUUCUGCUCGUUCAGAUUCUUCGAGCAAUGACAUUGUCCAAAGUUCUCCACGAAUGUCUAGCAGGCAGAGCAUACAUCCGCCACCUGCUUUUGGUUCAUCACCCAAUCUUGAGGCCCUUGCUCUUGAAGCUAGUAAAUCACAGGAUCCAGAGAGUGAUAGUUCCGUACAUGCCAAUUCAUGGUUUUCACGGCCCUUGCAUGAAAUUACAUUUUCAACGGAAGACAAGCCAAAACUUCUCAGUCAGCUGACUGCCUUGCUUGCUGAGAUUGGCCUUAACAUCCAGGAAGCACAUGCUUUUUCCACAGUAGACGGAUUUUCGUUAGAUGUCUUUGUUGUUGAUGGUUGGCCAUAUGAGGAAACAGAGCAACUUACUGUCGCAUUGGAAAAGGAAGUGUUAAAAAUUGAGGUAAUUCUUUUCUUUAUUUUGUUGGUUGUUGCAAUUGUAAGAGUUUGGGAAUUGUCUCAAAUCAACUGAUGCUUUUUGGUUUUCUUAAAG
Carica papaya (papaya) is the source of this 1082-nucleotide messenger RNA. Lineage: Eukaryota; Viridiplantae; Streptophyta; Magnoliopsida; Brassicales; Caricaceae. The record is from RefSeq and is a predicted model, not a curated record.